Molecule: messenger RNA, 3514 nt
Organism: Nannospalax galili (Upper Galilee mountains blind mole rat)
Lineage: Eukaryota; Metazoa; Chordata; Mammalia; Rodentia; Spalacidae
Gene: Mark4
Product: microtubule affinity regulating kinase 4
Exons: 17
Coding region: 321-2579 (752 amino acids)
Biological process (GO): intracellular signal transduction; microtubule cytoskeleton organization; protein phosphorylation
Cellular component (GO): cytoplasm
Molecular function (GO): protein serine/threonine kinase activity; ATP binding; tau-protein kinase activity
Source: RefSeq, a predicted model, not a curated record
CUUCCUCCCCAGCCCCUCCGUCGCCUCCCUCCGCCGCCGCCCCGGGCCGGCUCCGCGCCCCCUCCCCGGCCCCCGCCCGUCCCGAUGGCUCCCCGGGUUCCUCUUGCACGGGGCCACUAGGACCCUUGGCGUCCUCUCCCUUCCCCCGCCCUGCCCUCUCCCUUCGCUCGCCCUGCGAGGACUCCGGCGUCCAGGGCGCCCAGCUUUAGAGCUCGCGUCCCCAGGUCGGCUGGGGGGGGAGGGGAAGAGAGGGGACCCCGCGAUCCCCACCCCCCCCCACCCGGCUACCCCUCUGCCUCCCUCCUUGGACUUCGGAGAAGAUGUCUUCGAGGACGGCCCUGGCCCCGGGCAACGAUAGGAACUCGGACACGCAUGGCACCUUGGGCAGCGGCCGAUCUUCAGAUAAAGGGCCAUCCUGGUCCAGUCGCUCCCUGGGUGCCCGCUGUCGCAACUCCAUCGCCUCCUGCCCUGAGGAGCAGCCCCACGUGGGUAACUACCGCCUAUUGAGGACCAUUGGGAAGGGCAACUUCGCCAAAGUCAAGCUGGCCCGGCACAUCCUCACUGGCCGGGAGGUCGCCAUCAAAAUCAUUGAUAAAACACAGCUCAACCCUACCAGCCUGCAGAAGCUGUUCCGAGAAGUUCGCAUCAUGAAAGGGCUCAAUCACCCCAACAUCGUGAAGCUUUUCGAGGUGAUAGAGACUGAGAAGACGCUGUACCUGGUGAUGGAAUAUGCAAGUGCAGGUGAAGUGUUUGACUACCUCGUGUCGCAUGGCCGCAUGAAAGAGAAGGAGGCUCGAGCCAAGUUCCGACAGAUCGUGUCAGCUGUGCAUUAUUGUCACCAGAAGAACAUUGUUCACAGGGAUCUGAAGGCUGAGAACCUGUUGCUGGAUGCUGAGGCCAACAUCAAAAUCGCCGACUUUGGCUUCAGCAAUGAGUUCACGCUGGGUUCCAAGCUGGACACAUUCUGUGGGAGCCCCCCAUACGCCGCCCCAGAACUGUUCCAGGGCAAGAAGUAUGACGGGCCAGAAGUGGACAUCUGGAGUCUCGGUGUCAUCCUGUACACACUGGUCAGCGGCUCCCUUCCCUUCGAUGGACACAAUCUCAAGGAGCUUCGAGAGCGAGUUCUCAGGGGAAAGUACCGAGUCCCCUUCUACAUGUCCACAGACUGUGAGAGCAUCCUGCGGAGAUUUUUGGUGCUGAACCCAGCUAAACGCUGUACUCUAGAGCAAAUCAUGAAAGAUAAGUGGAUCAAUAUCGGCUAUGAGGGUGAGGAGUUGAAGCCAUACACAGAGCCCGAGGAGGAUUUCGGGGACACCAAGCGAAUCGAGGUGAUGGUGGGUAUGGGCUACACUCGGGAAGAAAUCAAAGAGGCCUUGACCAGCCAAAAGUACAAUGAAGUGACAGCCACCUACCUCCUGCUGGGCAGGAAGACUGAGGAAGGUGGGGACCGGGGUGCCCCAGGGCUGGCCCUGGCACGGGUGCGGGCGCCCAGCGACACCACCAACGGAACAAGUACCAGCAAGAGCAACAGCCACAGCAAAGGGCAGCGGAGCUCUUCCUCCACCUACCACCGCCAGCGACGACACAGUGACUUCUGCGGCCCAUCCCCUGCCCCCCUGCACCCGAAGCGCAGCCCGACCAGCACCGGAGAGACAGAGCUCAAGGAGGAACGAUUGCCAGGCCGCAAGGCGAGCUGCAGUGCGGCGGGCAGCGGGAGUCGUGGGCUGCCCCCCUCUAGCCCCAUGGUCAGCAGUGCCCACAACCCCAACAAGGCAGAGAUCCCCGAGCGACGGAAGGACAGCGCCAGCACCCCGAACAACCUGCCCCCCAGCAUGAUGACCCGCAGGAAUACCUAUGUUUGCACAGAGCGCCCAGGGGCUGAGCGCCCAUCCUUGUUGCCAAAUGGCAAAGAAAACAGCUCGGGUACCCCGCGGGUGCCUCCCGCCUCCCCCUCCAGUCACAGCCUGGCUCCCCCAUCAGGGGAGCGGAGCCGCCUGGCACGGGGCUCCACCAUCCGUAGCACCUUCCACGGGGGCCAGGUUCGAGACCGGAGGGCAGGAGGCGGGAGUGGCGGGGGCGUGCAGAAUGGACCCCCUGCCUCACCCACACUGGCUCAUGAGGCCACACCCCUGCCCUCUGGGCGACCUCGCCCCACCACCAACCUCUUCACCAAGCUGACCUCCAAACUGACCAGAAGGGUCACAGACGAACCUGAGAGAAUCGGGAGACCUGAGGUCACAAGUUGCCAUCUACCUUGGGAUAAAACGGAAACCGCCCCCCGGCUGCUCCGAUUCCCCUGGAGUGUGAAGCUGACCAGCUCGCGUCCUCCUGAGGCCCUGAUGGCAGCUCUGCAACAGGCUACGGUGGCCGCACGCUGUCGUUGUCGCCAGCCACAGCCGUUCCUGCUGGCCUGCCUGCACGGGGGUGCUGGUGGGCCCGAGCCCCUAUCCCAUUUUGAAGUAGAGGUGUGCCAGCUGCCCCGGCCGGGCCUCAGGGGUGUUCUCUUCCGCCGUGUGGCGGGCACUGCCCUGGCCUUCCGCACCCUCGUCACCCGCAUCUCUAACGACCUCGAGCUCUGAGCCACCACGGCCCCCGGUCCUUCCUCUUCCUCUCCCUGGGCUCUUUUGCUCCCAGGAGGGGACAGGGGGGCCCUCUCCACAUCACCUCUGUUUCCCUGGAUUAGGUUGGUGGACAGAGACUCUCCCUGUUCCUAUCCGUGGGGACACUUGGCAUGACAGAAAUAAGAGGGCUCAGCAGUGGAGCUGGCACCCUCCUGGGGCCUCUAGUGGAACCUGUACCCCCACCUUGCUGCGCCUCAGGGCACCUGAGGAGACUUGGGGUCGGGGAGGCCAAAGCAGCAAGGGAAACUGAGGAAAUUCUCCCCAACAGCUCAAGAGGCCUUGCACAUUAGCAGGGAGACUGGAGAAAGAACUUAGGGUGCAGGGAGUGAGGGGGGGGUCACAGGCAGAAACCUUCCCCUCCCCACCCUUCAUGCUCGAACCCCUUUCUGCCCCAGGCUGGCGCGGGGCACUUUGUACAAAUCCCUGUAAAUAUUCUUGUCCCUCUGCAGAGGUCUCUUGGGAAGUUGCCGCUGAAGCCUCCGGUUUUUAAGUUAUUGUCCCUUUAGCCCCUCACCUGCAGCCUGUUACCCAAUAAACAGUAGGAGAGUCCCUCCCUUCCGGCCGACCUGGGGUUUUCCUUCCCUGCCCCUGGCCUGCAGGUGAGCCAGGGAGCAGGGACGGGGACCCCGACCUGUGGUUCUGCUUGCUGAGCCUCAGUCUUCUCUGCAGAAUGGGGGCAAUGGGGUUGAAGGGUCAAGGAUGACCGGGAAAGAGGGCAGAACAGAACUUGACCUCUUCUAUGAGGCCCUCGUCCUCUGCCCAACCCCCUUUAGCCACUUGCCCCCCUCUGCCAUUAUACACUGGACUCAAAGCCUACUCCUAUUCCAGUUACACAUACUCAAUAAACAAGGAUUGACUGGUGCCAACUUGAUAGGCCCAGUUCUGGACACGGA